GAGAUAGUCAGCAAGUCCGCCCAAGUAUAGGGACUUUCCAGUUCUCCAAGUAUAUAUACUCGAACACUACAGGGAAAUACAUAGCUACAAAAUUUAGUCACUGAGCUAGCUAGCCUUACCUCAGUUUUUACACAUUAUAAUUUUACUAUAAACAUGAAAAUCCUUUCCGGAUUGUUCAUUUUAUUAUUGUCAUUUUUAGCCAUCGAGAUGGCGGCUGCAGGCCGACAUCGCCACCACCUCCACCACCACCACGGUCAUAAAAGUCAUGAGACGGUGCACUUUAAGCCCAGUACAGACACUGUGCCCUUCCCCUCCAUCCCCUGGAUUGUUCCAGCUGUGUACAAUGUUAGCUGGAACUUCAACGUAAAGGAUUGGCCUCAUAGCAAUAGUACCUUUCGGGCAGGUGACAUACUUGUGUUUAACUACGAUCAAGAUCUGCAUAAUGUGGUUCCUGUAGACGAGGCAAAUUACUUGAAUUGUUCAAUCCCUGAGGUUGCUGCUGUUAUCUAUAAUUCGGGUCAUGAUUCGAUAGUGCUCGGACCCGGAACAAAUUACUUCAUUUGUGGCACCAUGGGCCAUUGUAUUGCUGGAAUGUUAAUGAACGUCACUGCAACUUGAUCCAUUUAUGUUGAGUCUGUAACCCAUUUGUUUUUUUUAGUGAAUUUCAUUUAAUUAUUUCAGAUUAAAUAUUGUAUAGGCAAUUAGGCAUUAUCUUUUGUGAUUUUAGUAUCCGUUUGUUUUAUAUAUGAAUUUUUUUGACAAGUA
Messenger RNA from Daucus carota subsp. sativus, 765 nucleotides. Its product is annotated as basic blue protein. Bases 154 to 618 code for a protein of 154 amino acids. Lineage: Eukaryota; Viridiplantae; Streptophyta; Magnoliopsida; Apiales; Apiaceae. The transcript is spliced from 3 exons. Gene Ontology annotation, molecular function: electron transfer activity. Gene Ontology annotation, cellular component: plasma membrane. The record is from RefSeq and is a predicted model, not a curated record.